Porites lobata is the source of this 3722-nucleotide messenger RNA. NCBI's taxonomy places the organism in Eukaryota, Metazoa, Cnidaria, Anthozoa, Scleractinia, Poritidae. The record is from the annotation of a GenBank genome assembly.
AUGUUCAGGAUGUUUUUUUGCGUUGCAGCCCUCCUUUUUGUGAUAUCUUUAAGGUUUGAAAGGCCAUCUAUGGCUCAAGCGAAACUUUACAACGAUGACUGCACCUUUGUGGAGUUAAAAACAUCACGAAAAAAUGGAAACAAGACUUCGCUGAUGCAGUUAACUUCUCAGCUUCCUUCAUCAACAAACCUAGUCUACUCCUGUACCGUAAAGACAGACAACACAAACAGUAUUUUAUAUUUGAGAGGUAAAAGAAACAAAGAUUCAAAAGAAGGUAAGCUAAAUGUAAAGUCUUAAGGUACUAGCAAUUGAGGCAGUAAUUUGGUCAAUUUAAUCACCAUUUGCGACGGAUGUUUCGCGCCUUCACGACCAUAACAGUGUACGUUUGCAUCUUUGAUUUGUUUCUAAUUGUGUAGAAGGCCUUACGACGAUGCUACCUGCUUGAUCACUUCAAGCUUAGUCCAUUAGUAAUAAUAUUUCCUAGAUUUUGCCUUUUGCGUUUCUAAUGACAAGCUAAAAUUUUGCCUAAAUUCAUAUCGUGUAAAUGUUCGGGGUGUGAAGAGGAAUAAUGGGCUAUUCAUUGCACUUAUUCCACUCAGUAUUCCCUCUCGAAAAGCUUCGUUAUUCGAUUAUUCAACCCCUAAAAGGGGCAUUAUCUUUUUCGUAAAAUUAUUCCGACUUCCCUUUUUCCAUAAUUCCACACCCCCUAAAGGUCAUCAUUCCAUCAUUACAACUCGCAAAUUUCCAUUUUUGUAUUUCCAUUAUCCAUCCUCAGUCCCCGAAAAUUAACGACCGAUAGACGAUAUCACGAAAUACCGCUGCGUAGCAGAGAAUGAGACACGGACUGAAGUUACUAAAAACCUGACCUCGGAUUUGUAAGACUCACAAUUCGAAAACCCAGUGUUGGCCUACAUAAAUUAAUUAUGAAUUAUGUAAGAGUACUAUUUGCCUUUAUAAGGGUACCCCGCAUUACCAACCACAAAAACUAUUUACUUUAAUAAGUAAAGUGCAAUGGUUAUCAAAAGACCGACAGUUUAUUCUGCCUUGUAUGUUUUUGUUUGAUUUUCGACCUUGACCGCCCAACACAAAAUAUCAUAGUAACUAUGCUGGAGUAACUGUCCAAUAGAAACACCUACGUUAAAUCAUUCGGUCACAAUUGGUUUGAAUAAACUGAACAAAAACUGAUUUCACACGGACAGGUAACACUCGUUUGAUACAGCUGCAAAUGUUUUCCCAACAGCGCGCGCUAUCUGAUUGGUUACUUCAAGGUCACAUGACAUCUAACAAUAGAACUGUAUCCGGCCAAAAUCUCUGAGCGGGCACUGCCAGGCAACAUUGCAAAAUCUACGACGUCAGAGGGUAACAGUGUUAGGCGUUCAGAUAGUAGAGCGCGGGAGAAUAAUUCACGAAGGAAAAAACAAUUUAACUCGCUCCCCACUGACCGCGGCGCUCUACUAUCUGAACGCCUGGAACAGGCUAAGGUUACCUCGUCUCCGCCUCGGAAAACAUUCAGAUUCUUUUCCCCUCCUGAUCAGUCAUUAAGUGUAUAUUGUUUUCGCCUUUAACUUUGUCUGUACGAAGGGUUGCAUAGUUCCUCAAUAGUUACCAUAAAUUACUGUGAUUCCCUGUUGACAGGGUCUCUUCACCUAUCAGUACUUGAUGAAGACGAGUCCUUCCUACAGGGUCACCUGGACAUUCCAAAAUCUGCAAUUAGCGAGCGGUGGACAGGGCUGCCGUUAUGUCCUUCUCGUUCAAGCAACGACUUCGUAAAAAAACACCUUACGUUUUCAGGAACACCAGGGGUACGUUUCACGGUAGAAGCAUCUCAAGACUAUGAAAUAGAGCUCAAUGAAGAAAAACCUUUCAGCAUAUUCGAGUGGAAUACUGUAAAUGUAUUCCAGUUUACCCCACCUAAGGACAUCUCAGAGACUCAGCUUGAUAUAACGGUUACGUCAGAAUCGGAUGUCCCCGCUUACUUGAAAGUUUCACGGAUCUGUCAGGACGUUAAUAAGGACAACAUACGAGUUGUGGACUAUAGAGGCGAGUCCAUUCGUCUUUCGUUUGCAAAGAAAGGACGUAUCACUUUAUCCACGGCAUCUACUCCCCCUUUGACCGACUCCACAGCCAGCUGGUACAUUGGCCUUGCACUGAACAACGUUGCAGGUACCACGCCAUUAAAUGCUAGUAAAACUGGAACAUUAACGGUGACAAGAUCAUUUAAUUACUCGUAUGGGGGGCCCAUGUCAUUCAUAUGCUUGGUACCCUUUUUCUUCGGUGGCAUUGUAGCUGUCUGGGCUCUGUACUGUUUUAAAGAACCACACGUCAGUCCAUUGGCUUCUCACAUUGAACCAGUGACCCGUAAAGACGUCUGCAGAGCCAUGUGUAAAGUUCUCUGUACCUACUGGUUUGCAGGAGGACAUAAAACUUAUUCGUACAUCACAUGCAUUGUCGGUUCCGUCUUGAUGGUGGGAGCUUUUCAGUUUGUUUAUGCAGAUUGGUAUUUGAUGAUUCAAGAAGGGGAUAGAGACCAUUGUUACUACAACGACUUUUGUUACAGGGUAUUAUAUAAUGAUAUUCCGUUCAAUUUAAUGAGUAGCAACUUCGCUUAUAUACUGCAUGCCUUUAUUUUAGCGUUGUCUGUUUGGUACAUGGAGUCAGAAUUACUGGCUCGCUGCAAAAAAAUUAGACAAACUCAGCCACCACCUGUAGCAGAAAAUGCGGAAUGUAAUAGUACUGAGGCGCAUAAGAGGAGAAUUUCCUUUUCAAUAGGUUACGCUUUUUCCUGGGCAUUGCUAUUCGAGGGGUUGUUUUCAAUGCUUUAUCAUCUCUGCCCGACUAAGAUGACAUUUCAGUUCGAUUUAGCAUUUAUGUUUGUUAUUUCAGGCUUGAUUGUCGUUGUAAUGUAUAAUGGCAUUCAGUUAAACCAUGCUGGAGAGAGGGGAGGUCACGUGGGAGCAUCAAAUUUCUACCUUGGUUUUAUAGUUCCACUUUAUAUUUUAAACUAUCUCGGUUCACUGAAUCACUCCAAAGAAGGGUUAAUUCCAACGGCGGCCUGGGCUACACCACUUGCUCUUUGGGCUUUCUUUAUCUUUAACUGGGUUGGCUAUAAAUUGUAUCUUGAAAACUGGUGCUUGUUAAUCUUGUGGCGUUGGGUAGUUAAAAAUUGCCGUCUUCAGUGUGUAGGGUCACAUUCUUGGAACCCUAACAAUUACUCUCCACAAAAUGUGAAAGAGGGCAAAUUUGUUUGUCUAAUGAUUGGUCUUAUCGUCGCAGUCUUGAUGUUUUGUCUGUUUAGCGUUACGAAGUAUAUCGGUAGCCUUCCACACGCGCUUUUGUUCACCUGCAUUUUAGAGAGCGUAAUUGUUAUUUCCUGGAAACUCCGUAAAUGCUGUUGUUUGUGGCGUGACCUUGGUUAUAAAAAAUUUCCUUGCGUUAUUAUUCAUGUAUUAACAACCCUUGCCUUAGGAUUUUCCGCCUUGGCAUUUUUCAUUGGCUUUCCGACAACAGAUAAAGCAGAAACUCCAGAGAUAUCUCGUAAUAAAAAUCACAAAUGUAUUAUUAUUGAUUUCUAUGACUACCACGACCUUUGGCACAUCUUGUCUUCAUUUGCUCUGCUAAUGGGAGUACACAUUGUGAUGUUUGCUAGCUAUGACCCUGAUACCAUAACAAGAGGUAUCCUAACCAGUGAUUAUGGAGCAAUCGAAUUAAACUCGAACCAUUGA